This is a messenger RNA of Chenopodium quinoa (quinoa), 7726 nucleotides long. RefSeq lists its product as uncharacterized. Gene Ontology annotation, molecular function: TFIIIC-class transcription factor complex binding. The record is from RefSeq and is a predicted model, not a curated record. Gene Ontology annotation, cellular component: transcription factor TFIIIB complex. Gene Ontology annotation, biological process: RNA polymerase III preinitiation complex assembly. Bases 851 to 2845 code for a protein of 664 amino acids. Lineage: Eukaryota; Viridiplantae; Streptophyta; Magnoliopsida; Caryophyllales; Amaranthaceae. The transcript is spliced from 23 exons.
AAAAAAAAAAAAAAAAAAAAAAAAGCUUCACCACUUGGUUGAACCUUCUCGUAACUAAAUUGGCAAUUGGCUAGAGUGGCUUCCUCACAUUAAUCACGUACAUAUUUUAGGGUUGAAUAGUCGAUACAGAGGUUUAGUUUCAUAAACCAUUAACAUUGUUAUUCGGCUGAUUGCAUACUUGUAUGUAGGGGCGGAGUCACUGUGGGUUCAUUAAGCCCACUAAUUUUUUGAAUUUUUUUUAUAAAAACACAAAAACUGAAAAACGGUUAAAAGAAAUAUCUGUGUAGCCAAUGUCAAGAAGUAAAGGUGUAGCUGAGUGGAUUUUUUACCUCACAUUGUAUAUGAAAUUAUGAGUUCGAAUCCCAUUACUCACAGUCACACUUUUUUGGUUUCUACAUUACUGUUUAUCACGAACAGUUUUCCACUUUUCCCCCAAAUUCUAAAACCCUUAUUCCCCUAAACUCCUACUCCCCUAAAUCUCUCCAAUCGCCGUGUGCCGCCCGCCGGCCACCUUGUAGUCCGUGACUCCGUGACGCAUUCCGCCUUUAGUCGUCCUUCACCGGCCACCUUCGUUCAAUCAAUCAGUUCGUGACGCUUCAGUCCUUCAACAUACCGCAAUCGCAUACGGCACUUCGAUCAAUCGGCUCACGGCGGCACGGCCUCUACCAGUCGACCUGGUGUCUGGGAUCCAAGGCGUCCAACCCAUUGAAUUGCUCUAUUAAAGCGCAUUCAACGUUCUCCAUUGAAGCGCAGUUGCCGUUCUCCAUUGAAGCGCAGUUGUCGUUCUCCGUUGAAUCUAGUUCUUGUAUCCCCCAUUGAAGCAGCUUAUAAGGAAUUUGCUUGUCUUAUCAUGGAUUCUUUGGAUGAUCCUUUUGCUGAACCUGUGGUUGCCAAAGCUCCAGCUAUCGAUAGGUUUCAGCCUAAGGCUAAGCCACGACCCAAGAAAGGACCAUCUGUCGCGGUAAAAGCAACCAAAGAGCCGCCUGUAACAUCAGUUCUGCAAUUGAAUCAGUCUAAUGAUAAUGUAGAAAAGAAGUUAGAAGAUCUUAAAAGUUCAUCCUUAACAGAAAAUGAAAGCUCAGGAUUGCCAGCUGAGGCUCAGGAAGUGUCUGGUUCUGCUGUUACUGGGCAUUCAGAAAUUGCUGGUCCAUCAACAAAAGAAGCUGAGACACCAACGGCGAAUGCACCCGGUGUUCACAGUGAAAAGGAGCUAUCAGAUUUCCAUAGUGUUUCUUCUGCCAGUGUUUCGCUUCUCAGGCCAUGUAAUGCACUAGCUGCUCCUGAUCAGCAUGAGGAUCAGACGUUUGAAAAUCAAGAAGUCUAUAAGGAGUCCAUGGAAUGUGGUGAUGAUGGAGACUUACAGAUAGAUGUUGAGCAGCUGGAAGCAGGGGAUUUUUCUUGUCUCGACAGUACAGAUAUAAUGACUGAGGGUGCUGCUGCUUCUGGAACAAGAGCUGUUAAGUUCAAGCCCAAGCCUAAGGCACAAAGUGAUAGACGGAAGAAAGAUUCAGCUGAGGCUGUUUCUCAUCUUCCGCAUUCUCAGAAUCUCCCUUCUGAAAGUGAGCAUAUGACAAGUGAUGGUUCAAUUCAUGCCAGAGAACCCAACACUGUGUCCGAUGUUGUACAUAUGAGGCUUGAUGGCAAUUUUUCCUUAGAUCCUUCCGUGUAUCAACCUGAUACUGUAGUCUCUGAAGAUAUAGAUUCAUUGAUGCCUGAAAAAUUACCACAACAGAGUGGUGAGGACCAUAGAGAACAGAAUUCAUAUGAUGCUUUAGGCUCUUCUGCCAAAUCAGUAGAUGAAGGGUUUUUGUCAGCAUUUGAAGGAAAUGAAGAUGGAUAUGAACCCCUAGAUGGAAUAAAUGGUGGAUUCAACAACAUAUACAGCUCUUACGACAAAGCAUCUGAUAACUCAGCCUUAAAUAGAGAUGAAAAUAAUGACGGUGAUCAUAUUGGCGAAGAGACUUUGCAAAAGAAACAGCCACGAAAGUCGAAGAAAGUCACAGUUGAAAAUAAUAAACCGGCUAGAAAGAGGAAGAAGGCAACCCAGGAACUUAAUGAAUCUGUUGAAAAACCUCCCAAGAAGUUCCCUCGAGCAACUCGACGAAAAAGAUGUGUGGACAAAUCCUUGCUUGAAGCACCAGAGGACGAACUGGACCUUCAAAGGGUUCCAAUCAGGGAUUUGAUCAUACUUGCAGAGUAUAAAGAGCGCCAAGCUAAGAAAGAAGCAGCAGCAGCUAUGCCACCGCCAACCAGUGAGAGGAAUAAUAACCUGUCGCCAGAGGACCUUCCGUAUGAUGAUAAUGAGACAUUUGAUCAAGAUGGAGAUACUUAUGAUAAUCCUUCGACUUUAAGGGUUCAAAAAGAUACAGGCUACUUUAAUUAUCAGUCAUUCAUGACAAAAGAAACGAGAGCAAGGUGGACAAAGCAGGAUACUGAAUUGUUUUACCAGUCUCUCAGUCAAUUUGGAUCUGACUUAUCAAUGAUUCAACAACUUUUUCCUGGGCGCACUCGGCAUCAAAUCAAAUUGAAAUAUAAAAAGGAAGAACGCCAAAACCCUAUGAGGGUUCAUGAUGCUUUGACUAGUAGAACACAAGAUAUCUCACAUUUCGAGCUCGUAAUCAAAAGGCUGCAAGAACAAGCUGCACAAGACGAAAAGAUUGAUAAUGAUGAUCCAGUUUGCGUAACAGGCAAGGACGAAGGGCCAGAGGAAGUUUCCAACGCUAAUGAAGAUGUUGCAAAUGCCAAGCAGAACGAAGAAGCUCACGUUGUUGAUCAAGAGUCUCCCAAGUUGCAUUACAGUGAAGAUGAGGACUAUGAUUGGAGCUCAUAUAAAAGUGAAUUAUAGCAUUUAAACAAAUUCACCUUUUCUAUUCCUAACACCCUUUCUAUUUUUUAUGAUGAUGAUGACACCUUUAUUGAUAGUUUGGAUGACAACCAAAUGCACGGGGAAGUACUAAUUCCUAGGUAGUAAGUUAGUAACAGCUUGAUCUGAUUAUAAAAAGUGGAGCUUUUUUAAAAAUUCUAGUUCCCACAAAAUGGGGAAGUUAAUUAUUUGACCUCAUUAUGUUAGUGGAACUUUAUAUGAGAAUUCCAGCUUCUUAUAAUAGUUAUUCAAACAAUUUUACUUGCUUUUAGGAAGUGAAACUGCAUAGCAAUCAAUAUAUAAUUACUAAAUAAUAAUAAUCUAUAAUAAUAACCCUUAUAAAAGUUGAAACUCCCUACUAUUUGCUCUUUACUGUGCUUAGGAACAGUAAUUUCUUGCGCUUUUACUCUACUGCCCCCAACAUUAAUGAAUUGCCCAAUCUGCCCCUGCUUGCAUUGACUUGCACAGUAGUUUUCUUUGGUCGGUUCCUGGUUUCCUCCCUGCCUUUCGUUUUGCCGCCUCUUCACGAACUCCCUCAAAACCAGUUAUCUUUCUGGCUUUCUCUCUCCUUCCCUCCAUUUUCUCUCUCCUCCCUCCAUUUUACAUUUCCUGAGCAUAGCUAACAUCGCAAGAAUGGAGCAGCAGCGGUGAAAUCAAGGGCGGCGGCUCAACUAACACAAGAAUGGGGAGAUAUUCAGGUUCGAGCUUGAGGAACUUGCUAAUCAAUCUGAUUAUUUUUCCUUUUAUUUGACUGAUUUAAUUUUUUGUUUAUUUCUGGGUUUUUUCGCAGUUGGAUUUUUUGGGGGUUACAGAAAUUUCUUCCCUUUUCUAUGAAUCUCGAUUUUUGAUUUUUUUUUGGCUUAGGAUUUUAAAAUUCUUUUGGUUUUUCUGCUUUUUUUUGUUUUAAUUAGAUAGGAUUUGGGAGAUUGAUGAUUUUCAGGUUUUUUUUUUUCUUGGUAAUGCCGGUUCUGGUGAUGGUAAAUUGGGCGUGAAAAAUAGCUUCAUCAGCUUCAAUGAUGGAGGAGAGAGACUGUACUAAUUUUGGCUCACUAGAAUAAUCGAACACUUCCUUUUUCUCUCUCCUCUCCCAGAAAAAAAAAAAAAAAAAAAACCCCAUUUUCAAAACCUUAAUUUCACCUGCAAAUCUCCUCACUCCUUUGCCAUAAUCUCUCUCCACUUUGAUUGCAAUCUAAUUGCAAUUGAAAUUGUCUACCAACUCCUUUAAUACAUUCGUCUUUUCGAUCCAGAUUUCGCAGUAUUAUACUUAAUUUUAGUGAUUGUUGAAUUUAUGAUUGGUUUUCGGUGGUUGUGAUUCUCUCGAAUCGAUGAUUUGAUCGGCGAAUUUUCGAGAAUUUGGGGUUCUGGUUUUGUGUAGGGUGGUCGAAAUGGCGGCACCAAACCCAGGGGAUCUGUUUGAUACGUAUUUUAGGAGAGCUGAUUUGGAUCAGGAUGGUAGAAUUAGUGGGGCGCUGAAGCCGUCGCUUUCUUCCAGGGUUAAUUUGCCGAAGCAAGUUCUCGCGCAGAGGAAAUUUAGCAAGCAGCGGUGAAAUCCAAGGCAAUGUCUUAACAAUCAGAAGAAUUGGAUGAAAUACUACAUCGCCAAUCUCCUAUCCAACAAUUAUAGUUGUGAACCCUUGUGCUCAAGGAGUUAAAAGCAGCCGGGUGGUUCUUUCUGUUUCCUGUAACCAACAUAUUAGGUAUCUUAUUUUCUUAGUUCUUGUUCUCAUGUUGUUUAUGUAUUAAAGUGAUCUUGUCAAGGUAUAAUAUUGCUUUCUUAUUUUUGAUUUGGAGUGCUGAUAUUAAUUUCAGAUGCAUUGAAAUAUAUAUAUUUUCUGAUUUUUAAUUGAAUUCAUCUUAUGGAAUUUAUAUGUUAGACAAAAUAAUUAAUUAUUUUGCUUUUGGAUUUUGUAAAAUUUGCUAAUUUCUAUUGGAAAUACUACGCAUAUGAUCGUUGUGAGCAAUUGUAUCUUUGUACUGGGGCACGUCAAAUAUAUGAUCAUUGUGGGCAAUUUACCCUGGUCCAUUUCCUUUUCAAUUCCUAUCUCUUUUAUCUAAAUUUUCAAUUAGUUUCUUCCUCCGCACCUAAUUUAAAGGGAAUAAUAAACCUUUGCCACAAUGUUAGUUUGACCAGUUACUUGAAUUGCCAAAAGAAAAUUUACUUGUAGUUUGGAACAUGAUUUGGGAGAUUUUCGGGAGAAUCGAAGGUGGGUGUUUGGUAUGAUUGGCUUGAAUGUACAUCUAAUACCUAACAUUGCCUAUUAUAAUAAUAUAGUUGUUAAGGGUUGUUAAAGUACAAAUUCUAACUGUUAUAUUUUGUUGUUUGAUGGGUUUUUAGUAUGAAAACUUUAUAGCUUAGAUACAUUAAUAUGCUCUUUUUUCCCCUUUUUCUGGUAACCAAUUAUCAGUAACACCCUCUAUUAUUGUAUAGAAUUGAACGACAAAAAAUGCUUUGGGGGCUCUGAACUUCUAAACUUUCUCCUCACAAGUAUUUCGAACACUGUGAGUAAUUACUGAUUUUUUAAAUUGUGUUUUGGAAGAUAUGCGAGCUCUCGACGAGUUGAGGAAGCUGAAAUUGUUCUUCAAGGAUGAGAGCAGCCAUGGUCUUUCAGUUUCGGAUCUCUAUGAACUUAUUCAGCAUGCUGACAAUGUGUUACCGAGGCUUUAAGCUGUGUUACAGUCUAACAGAGCAUUUUGGUGAUGAUGAUGCAACUCAGAUUGAUUUAGACCUUGAUUAGAUGAACUUUCACUUAUCGAUCUUGUUUCACGACUACUUCAGUAUUCACCCAGUCUUCGUUCUACUGCACCUCCCUCCCCUUCCGAGCAAAAAAAACUUUUACAGGAAAUGAUGGAAUGAGUUGAAUUCAAGGAAAAAUGAGUCCAUCUACAUUAAAUUUCCUUUUGCAGUUGGAUGCAUGAUUUCUUCCUUUCUUUGAUGAGCUUAUGGUUCCCAAUACUCGCCUUGCAAACGGUUGCCCACUGUCACCUUUUUUCAAUUUCGUUAUUCCACGUGACAGAUCAAUUUGUUAACAAGAUUACUACUGAUGAUGAAGCUCUCAUUCAGUACAUUAAGAAGGUUAUAUCCAAGAGAAAUUCAGAAGAGGCGUAAGUAUGCCCAGGGAGGGAGGUGAGACCUUGACAUGUUGUAAUGAAGCACACGGCCUUGGAGAUGACUAUGACAGAUCAACCCGGCUUACUAUCUGAAGUGUCAGCUGAGCUUGUUGAGCUGGGGUGCCAUAUCAGUGCGCUGGGGUGCCAUGUCAGUGCCUGUGUUGCAUGGACCCACAAACACCAGGGUGCAUGCAUCAUCUACGUGAAUGACCAGGAAUUGAGCAGACCUACAACUGAUCAGAAAUGCCUUUUUCAUAUAUCUACACAACAACAAGGCCUUUUUUGAGCUGAGCCUAAGUAUCGAGUUCAAAUUGCAAUCAUUUUAGUAAUGUCUACAUCAAUGGAGGGUGGUACUCUGGGGAUUGGUUUUGGGAGAGGUUCUUAAAUCCAUGAGUUAGAGCAGAGAAGCCAGUAGCAUUUUUCUUCCAGAAUUAUUCUUUUAGCCGAGGUAAGGAGAAUCCUUGUGGCACUUUAAAUCUGUAGCGUUAACCAAAGAAAUUCGAUAGCAUUUGGGACCCAAAUCUUUCAUAGUAAAUUCUGAGCUGAGAAGAGAGAGAGAGAGAGGUAGAGGGGAGCAACGAGAGUGAGCUUUUAAUCGAUUGUUUUAAAAGUAUAAGAUGACUAUAGGCAAGUAGGAAGAUACUUCCUUAAAUUUACAUAGCCUUCAAAAAUAAUUUUGAGGAGAGCGUGGAGAAGGAAGGUAGAAGGAGAGCAAAAUACCUUUAAGAGGCAUAGUGAUCAUUUUAAAAGUUAAAGCAUAAGACAACUAUAAGCAAGAAGGAAAAUACUUCCUUAAAUUUGCGUUGCCAUUAAAAAUAAUUUAGAGGAGAGAAAGGAACAAUAAUGAGAGGGAGAAGGAAGGUGGAAGGAGAGAAAAAACACUUUUAGGAGACGAUUGUUAGAGUGUAGUAAUAGCAGCAGCAGUAGUAAUAGCAGUAACAGCAGCAGUAGUAGUAGAAGCAGCAGCAGUGGCAAUAGCAGUGACAGUGACAGUGGUAGUAGUAGUAAUGGGAAGAGUAGUAGUAGUAGUAUUAAAAGUAGUGGGAAGAGUAAAAACACGUAGAAAGACUAUAAAUUCCACAAAAUCAUAAAAGAGAAGUGAUUAAUGGACAAAGAGGAAAAGGAAGGAGGAAGGGAAUUCGGAAGAGACUUUCUAAAACACAAGUGAAAGCAGGUAAAUAAAUAUAUUCUUAUUGUUGUAUAAAUUACACUAACAUUUUAGUACUCUUAAUCUCAUAAUGAAAGCAGGUUUCAAAUAGGUUUAGUAUUGAAUUCAAAAUCUUCAUCGGAAACCACAUCUAAAUUAGCAAGGUAGAAGCCUUGGGGAUCUAAAGACGAGAUAGGAAUAUGUUGGGAAGCUGAACGUCAAUAUUCCAAGGUGAUCAUGAUUUGAACCAAGGUCAAUGUUAACUAAGAUAUGGUAUUCUUGGAAAAUUUGACAACCUUGGGUUUUUAGUAAUAAUGGAGCUCUUUCCUCUCCUAUCCCAAGCAGUGUAAAGCAUGAGUAUCCAUAUCUCAUGGGAAAAUGGCAUGGAAUUGUGUAACUAAAUUUUAAUAUACUGUUGGUUUCUCUCAACUGUAAUAUGUAAUCCUGCGUAUAGAUAUUAGGUUGGAGAAAUUAGCAUUAUUUACAAGACAGGGAUUUUUCAUGUACUUUUUUUUGGGUAGUAAUUCCUGUACUCUUUAUACCUUUAUAUUCCUGUAUAAUUAAUUGGUUAUAAACAUUUAUUUAGAAAACAAAUUUGCAUUUUUAGA